Molecule: messenger RNA, 1224 nt
Organism: Punica granatum (pomegranate)
Lineage: Eukaryota; Viridiplantae; Streptophyta; Magnoliopsida; Myrtales; Lythraceae
Source: RefSeq, a predicted model, not a curated record
UUACAUAUUCUAUAAAGGCAAUGUGAAGUUGAUUGCUGAAAUUGCAAUUUCUUAUUUAGCACAUGCGACAUGCGUAUUGAACUCGAGCAAUCCCACCAGCGGUGACAAAAGUAUCUUUCCUCGUCAUCCUAUCCUGGGAAAAGGGGUGACUUUGAAGAGGAUUCUCAGAGCGUUUUCGACGCCAUUGCUGCCAUUUUCUUGAUCCCUUUGACUGGGUGCUUCAGGGAAAAUGGAGAUCGUCGGCAUAGAUUUCGGUUGCGCAUUUGGGUCUCUGCGGGACGGCAGAAUCCCCGACACCGAUGACUGUCUGCUUCCGCUGCUGUCGAAGCUCCUUGGCUACUGGGUCGUCGCCACCUCCGCCACCGUCAAAGUCCCCCAGAUUAUGAAAAUCUUGAAGAAUAGGAGUGUGGCGGGGCUCAGUAUGCUAGCAUUCGAGCUCGAUGUAGUUGGUUAUACUAUUGCUCUAUCUUACUGUCUCCACAAAGGGCUCCCCUUUUCAGCUUACGGCGAAUUGGCAUUUCUUCUACUCCAAUCUAUAAUAUUGGUUGCUGUGAUAUACUACUACUCACAACCUGUUGGGACGAAGACAUGGAUUAAACCACUGAUAUACUGUGCAAUAGCACCGACCAUUUUAGCUGGAAAAGUUGAUCCUUUCCUUUUUGAAGCUCUAUAUGCAUGUCAGCAUGCUAUAUUUUUCUUUGCCAGGGUUCCACAAAUAUGGAAGAACUUCAGGAACAAAAGCACAGGGCAGCUCAGCUUUCUGACGACUUUGAUGAACUUUGGAGGAUCAGUAGCAAGAGUCUUUACCAGCAUCCAGGUUAAAGCGCCUACUAGCAUUGUUUUGGGAUCACUGAGAGCUACUUUGACAAAUGCUACAAUCCUCGGUCAGAUUAUUAUCUACAGCAAGUGGCAACCUGGUAAGGAGAAGAAGACAAAGUAAAAUUAGUCUCACAGUUUUUCACAGGACACAGAUGAUAUCUCUACUCUAGUGCAUGGUCUCAAGUCGUAAACAAGGCGACUACUCUUCAACUAGGGAGUGAGAUCAUUAUUUCAAGGUUUGCCUUGUUUGGUUGCCCGAGUGGCAGAGUUUGAUGUGUGUAACCGAACUUUGCCACACAGUUAAAUGCAUUAGUAAUAUUGUAUGUUGCAUCAAAUUGUCUGAUGACUAUUGUACUUGAUAAUCGGUCUAUAUAUGAGAAACGACGAUGACUAUUGUCUGUAUUA